Messenger RNA from Lonchura striata (white-rumped munia), 940 nucleotides. RefSeq names its product claudin 10 (gene CLDN10). Gene Ontology annotation, cellular component: bicellular tight junction; membrane. The record is from RefSeq and is a predicted model, not a curated record. Gene Ontology annotation, molecular function: structural molecule activity. Lineage: Eukaryota; Metazoa; Chordata; Aves; Passeriformes; Estrildidae.
CAUGGCGAGCACGUCGGCGGAGAUCACCGCGUUCCUGCUGACCAUCUCGGGAUGGGUGCUGGUCUCCUCCACGCUGCCCACCGACUACUGGAAAGUGUCCACCAUCGACGGCACGGUCAUUACCACCGCCACCUUUUGGGCCAACCUAUGGAAGACCUGCGUGACCGACUCCACCGGCGUCUCCAACUGCAAGGACUUCCCAUCCAUGCUGGCGCUGGACGGUUACAUCCAAGCCUGCAGAGGAUUGAUGAUCUCUGCUGUCUGCCUGGGCUUCUUCGGUGCUGUUUUUGGACUGAUUGGGAUGAAAUGUACAAAAGUUGGAGGCUCUGAUCAGACUAAAGCAAAAAUAGCUUGCUUAGCUGGACUGAUUUUCAUACUCUCUGGGUUGUGCUCUAUGACUAGUUGUUCCCUGUAUGCAAACAGGAUUACGUCUGAAUUCUUUGACCCUUCUUUUGUUGCACAAAAGUAUGAAUUAGGAGCAGCUUUGUUCAUUGGAUGGGCUGGAGCUUCACUCUGCAUAAUUGGUGGCAUUAUAUUCUGCUUCUCAAUAGCUGAAAACAGUAAUUCUGCAAGGAGGGGGUAUGCCUAUAAUGGAGCCACAUCUGUGAUGUCUUCUCGUACAAAGGUCCACAACAGUGUCCCUGACAAAACCCCACCCAAGCACUUUGACAAGAACGCUUAUGUUUAGUUGCACUGUUGGAAGACUCAAAGCGUUUUUAAACGUGAUUUUUUAUGUUUCAUUCAGAGUGAUUCCCCCUACCCCAAGCCCAAUGUACUUACUACUAAGACAAUGACUUUUAAAAAUAUUAACUUGCAGCUUUUUACAUACUGAUGUAAAUUUUAUUAUAUAUUUUAAGAUUGAUGUUGGUAUUGUAAAGUUUAUACCUGGAAAUCAUGAGCUGAUGUUGCAUUCUUGAAAAGAAAUAAACAAGGUAUUUAC